This is a messenger RNA of Xenia sp. Carnegie-2017, 942 nucleotides long. RefSeq names its product craniofacial development protein 2-like. Gene Ontology annotation, cellular component: nucleus. The record is from RefSeq and is a predicted model, not a curated record. Lineage: Eukaryota; Metazoa; Cnidaria; Anthozoa; Malacalcyonacea; Xeniidae. Gene Ontology annotation, molecular function: catalytic activity. Gene Ontology annotation, biological process: chromatin remodeling. Bases 1 to 942 code for a protein of 313 amino acids. The transcript has a single exon.
AUGAAUUCACGCAAUUCAAAACGACCCUCAGUCCCCGGCAGCCGAAAAGCAGAGGGUGCAAAGAAUCUCCGGGUUCCCAAGAUCUAUAUCUCUACAUACAAUGUGAGAACUUUGAAAGAUGAUGAAAAACUACUUGAACUGAUGCAAGAACUUAAUGAAACAAAAAUGAAAUGGCAUAUAAUCGGCUUGGCAGAAACAAGAAGGAAAGGAGAACUGACGCAGAUUGAAGGUGGCCACCUACUUUACACCAAAGGUGGAGAUGUGUCAAUGAAAGGUGUUGGUUUCUUAAUCCACCAAAGCACUGACUUUGAGGGCCGCAGCGACAGAGCAGCAUCCAUCACAGUGAAGAUCAACAGCAGAUAUUCGCUCCAAGUGAUACAGAUAUAUGCGCCAACAAGCAGCCAUGACGAUGUAGAAGUGGAAGAACUCUAUGAGGAAGUGACAAGUGCAAUGGACAGGAGGCAAAGUCAUUGCCACGGGGUCAUGGGUGACUUCAAUGCCAAAAUUGGAAGACACCAACAGAGUGACGGAGCAACAACUGGCAUGCAUGGACUUGGAGGGAGAAAUGAAAGAGGAGAAAUGAUGGUUCAAUUCGCAAUAUCCAAUGGAUUGACGAUCGCAAACACAAUGUUCAAGAAACCAGCAAAGAGGAAGUGGACAUGGCGCAGCCCAAACGGUGAAGUUAAGAAUGAAAUUGAUUACAUCCUCGUGAACAAGAAAGAGAUAAUGUUGAACAUUGAAGUGAUCAACACAGUCAACAUCGGGAGUGACCACAGAAUGAUCCGCAGCACCGUCAGAAUGAACACAAAGAUGGAAAGAAGCAGAAUGGUGAAGGCAUCAGCACCAAAAAUCAACAUCGAAGGACUGCUUCAGAAGAGGGAAGAAUUUCAAAUUGAAUUAAGCAACCGUUUAGAAUUAAGAAAUUCUAGGAAACGAGAUUGA